AUGCGUAUAAACAACACUUUCUCUGCUGGUUUGCCUAUUGUUCAUUCGAAUGCAGAGUUUUCAGCUUUAGUAAACUCAAACACUUUAGCAAACAUAAACUUAACCUUAGUUGACGCAAACUUUGUUCCUGUAAAACUUUUAUGUCCUAUGUAUUUGUCAAUGACGGCAGAAAGUUUCGAAUUGGAAGAUGCAACCGGUGAAAGUAUUGUAUUACAAGAACAACUUCAACAACAAAUAGCUCAAGAACAACAAAUGCAACAAAUGCAACAACAAAGUCAAGAAUAA
Molecule: messenger RNA, 285 nt
Organism: Trichomonas vaginalis G3
Lineage: Eukaryota; Parabasalia; Trichomonadida; Trichomonadidae
Exons: 1
Coding region: 1-285 (94 amino acids)
Source: RefSeq, a predicted model, not a curated record